AUGACACCUCUCAGCCAUGCGUCCGCCUUCGAGCCUGCCGACCCCCCGGGCUCCUCUUCAUUGAGGCUGCCAAAGCUCCGAGGUUCCCUCGACACACAAUCGAUGGCAUCCUCAAUAUCUACGCUUCCGUAUCGAAAUUCCAAUGCCUCUGUCUCGUCCCUGUUCGCAUCGACCUCUACGCCCACGGGCUCUAGGUCCGUUUCACCAAGCGGAACCGGCACCCCUUCAAAAAUGAUCUCGGGCUCGGUAUUUGGGGGAUUCUCUGGAGAUAGGCAUCAGCUUUCUCCAGCUGACAAGCCGGACGAUCCCCGAAGCUUGAUAAUGCAGGCGUUCGUUCCACACAUCGCUGUCCAUACCUCGGCCGAUACGAAAGAGCUUGUGAAGAAUAAGGGGUUUAAUGGGGGACUGUGGGAGCUACUGCGGCCGUUUGGGGAACGAAUACAAGGAAAAGUUACCGUGCGGGAUAGUAUAGGUGCCGGAAAGACAUGGGAGGAUUUCGCUGUGCGAUUUGUGGAGCUUGGGGACGGUCUCGAGAUCCCAGAAGCCGUGUCUAGCUCGCGGAAGAGUGCGGAAGGACGAAUAUUGGCAGCAAAUGGCACCAAACCACCAGCAGAUUCUGUCCUGGCACAGCGGAUGAGGACUGGCGGAGACAUUGGCCCCAUUGAGACCCUCGUGGAUCGACAUUUAAGCCACGCAGAGCAAUUUCCAAGCAUGAGCUCGGAGGAGUUCUUGAACUUCAAAGACACACAGCUCAGGAGCCCUGAUAUACCUUCCCCGUUCUACACUCUAUACAUGCGAAGGCUACUGUCUGGAUUACCUUUGGCUCCGCAUGAAACCUUUUCUCACCCUGUGGCAUGUGUGAUUGCCAUCAGCUCGCGGAAUGCCAACCCAAUCGAAACGUUACGGAACCUGUACGACGAAUCCAGCCAUGGGGCAAAACGGCUACCUUUAUGGGUGAACAAUGAGUAUCUCCGGUACUAUGUUCUUGUUCACGACGAAGAGCGAGACGAUAUCACCAAAUCCAUGACUCUGUUUGAGCAAAUGAAGCGACAUUUUGGACUUCACUGCCAUCUGCUAAGGCUACGAAGCAGCGAGUGUGUUGCAACAGAUGAUGAUAGCAUUCGAUUACCACGUUGUGAAUGGCUGGCUGCUCCAGAAGAGCUCGCCGAGAUCCAGACCCGAGAACUGCUGGAAGAUAUAGAGGAUUCAUAUCCCUGCAUCUACGAAUCCGAUACUACGGCCAUCAAAACCUUCAUCCGCGAAAUGGUUACCCAGUCCAUCGUCCCUUCGAUGGAAAGAUGUGUUGCAACUUGGAACGACCAGGUAGCAUCGCGGCGGCGAGGCAUAAGUGGACGACUCAUAAGUAUGUCAAAGAAAUGGGCGUUCGGAUCCAGUUCGCGGUCAUCAUCCAAUGGGCCGACGUCUUCGAACAGCAAUUAUGAUGCAUUACAAGCAUUCUAUCGACCGGAUGCCCCUGAGGCGGUGAUGCGAAAGUUAGCAGACUACGCUUUCAUGCUACGGGAUUGGAAACUGGCAUAUUCGACUUACGAUCUCCUUCGAACGGAUUUCAACAACGACAAGGCCUGGAAAUAUCAUGCUGCCGCAAAUGAGAUGGCCGCAGUGAGCCAGCUGAUGAUGCCACAAGCAAUCAGUUCAAGAGUACGGUCGGAGACGAUUGAUCAGAUGUUAGAGACUGCCUCGUACUCAUAUAUCACUCGCUGCGGGGCCACCUACGGAGCGUUGCGUUCUCUGGCACUAGGAAUGGAGCUCCUCAGACUCCGCGGCGGAUCAGCAACAGAAGACGCCGCAAGAUGGGGGACAAGGCUGUUAGAAUACAAAGUCGUCGGCGUAGUCGGCGACCCUCUCUUCAAAGAACGAGUCUCCGCGUGCUAUGCCUCCAAGAAAGGCGCAGGGACCGAGCUCUGGGGGUCAAGAACAAGGAAAUCCGCAUUAUGGAGUAUCCUAGCUGCUGAUGCGUGGCUGACUCUCGGGAAGAUCCAGCAAUCGAAACAGCGUGUUGAGGAAGCGAAUGGGAAAUACUCGAUACUGACGCAUCAGGACAGCCUCUCGCAUUUUGCGCAUGCGAACGACUUUCUUGAAGCACUGCAAAGGGAAGUCCAGCUUGCCCUGUAUCCAGAAUCAGGCAUCGAAGGGCCAGGACAAGUUGAAGAUUUAAUCGAUACGUCGAUAGGAGAAGAGAGCGAGGCCUUUGUGUCCCGCCCCCAUCGAAGGAGUCUAAUGGGUCAGGUUGCACCGCUUGCAAAUCUCGAGUCAGCACCACUCCAUGGGACGUUAUUGGAAGGCGAAGAUGAGGCGCCGAGGAUGGAUCAGUUUGAAUUUAGAACGCGUCCUGAUAACCGCGAUAAGAAAACAUCAUCGUCACCUGAAUCUAAAACAAAACAACAACAUCACAACCACCCUCUCCCAUCCCACUCAACUUAUGCCGUGAAUAUUCCCCUCAAAAUGAGCGAGCUUCUCACUUACCUACAAAGCAAUGAGCCUCAAUUCCGGAAAAACCGCCUAGCAUCCCUCUACUCUGACUUCUCCGCCCUCUCAUCCACGAAUCCCGACGGCUACACCGCGAACCUGCACGCCUGGCGCACCGCCUUAUCCCACGCUGCGCUUGCGGGCGUUAUUCCCUCCUCUUCCACCUCCACCCAAAACUCCUCCCAUAUACCGAGUCGACUCUCCUUCUCAAUAGACACCAACUUAGCAAAGGAGUUAGAGAGCAAGGAAUGGGGGAGACCGCUUGGCUUGGGGUCUGUGGUCAACGAUGCGUUGGGGAAGAGGGAGUGGAUACCCUGUAAAGACUUUCUGGAGAGUAAUGAGAGCAUAUAUUACAAGCGCUGGGUCAGGAUCCCGGGUGUAGGGGAGGUCUUGCAGUGGGGGUUACGGCAGCUGGGUCUUAACUUCGGUUCAGGGGGGAUGAUGUCCGGUCGUGUCGUUGUGUUAGAGAAUUUAGAGACGGCGGCGAAGGAGGUUAUGAAGGGAUACGAAGCGCGAUCCAAAGGGAGAGUUGAGCGGAUAUACUCACGAUCUGCAUGGAAAGCGGCAUUUGGGACGGUAUUAGGGGGGGGAGAAAUGGCGAACAGCGAUGUGGAAAUUCUGUUGAGGUUUCUGGGUAGGGAUAAAGGCGUUUUGGUUUACAACUCGAGUACGGUGAAGUUCUUGGUACAGAAUGAGACACAGGGGAUCAGUCAGGAGGAUGAAACGAUCGCCUCCUUAAAAUCUCUGAUCCAGGAUCUUGAGGCUCAAGUGAAAGGAUUGGAGGCGAAGGUCGAGCAGCUGGGGGACACUGCGAAAGAGGCGGUUGGGAGAAAGAAUAGAUUGGGGGCACUGAGUGCGUUGAGGAGUAAGAAACUUGCAGAGAGUACUCUUGGGAAGAGACAGGCAACCUUAGCGCAGCUUGAGGAGGUGUUUAUGAAUAUUGAGCAAGCGGCUGAUCAGGUUGAGCUUGUAAGGGUUAUGGAGGCGAGUUCGAGGGCACUAGGGAGCCUAAAUAAAGAGGUUGGGGGCGUGGAGAGGGUGGAGGGUGUUGUAGAUAGACUGAGGGAGGAGAUGGAGAGGACGGAUGAGGUGGGGCAGGUUAUUGGAGAAUUUGGGAAGGAGGGGGUGGAUGAGGGUGAGGUAGAUAAUGAGUUGGAAGUUAUGGAGAGGGAGGAGAGGGAACGAAGGGAGGAAUUGGAGAGGAAGGAGAGAGAGGCAAUGGAGAAGAGGGUAGCGGAGGAGACGAGGAGGAGGUUGGAUGCUUUAGAGGCAGUGGAGAGUGAGGCGAGGGAAAAGGAGAAUGCUAGGAAACAGGCGGAGGUGAGCACGGACAAGGAGAUUGAGGACAGCACAAUGGGGAUGAAGCGGAUGUCGUUGGACCCUCCCGAUGCUGAGAUGGCAUAG
Hyaloscypha bicolor E is the source of this 3891-nucleotide messenger RNA. RefSeq lists its product as uncharacterized. Gene Ontology annotation, cellular component: cytoplasmic vesicle; TRAPPIII protein complex; phagophore assembly site. The transcript is spliced from 3 exons. Gene Ontology annotation, biological process: protein localization to phagophore assembly site; vacuolar transport; endoplasmic reticulum to Golgi vesicle-mediated transport. Bases 1 to 3891 code for a protein of 1296 amino acids. NCBI's taxonomy places the organism in Eukaryota, Fungi, Ascomycota, Leotiomycetes, Helotiales, Hyaloscyphaceae. The record is from RefSeq and is a predicted model, not a curated record.